AUUCUUUUACAUUAUUUCAGUUUGAUUUUUAAAAUCUUUUUUACCUAAUAUUUUUCCAAUAUUUUCAAUCCGAUGAUGUCGCAUGAGAGGAACCCUAAGAAGCUUCAAUCUUUUCCACUGCAUCAGGAUUGCGGUCGUCGGUUGCUUUUUCUUAUUUGGCGACCUUUCCUCGUUCUUCGAUGGGAUUUUGAUGCUCGGCGAGGUGAAGGUGAUGUGGUCGAAUGCUUGACUGAAAUCGGUGGAAAAAUUUUGAUCUUUUUGCCGAUUUCACCGGCGUGUCUCUGUGGUUCGUCCGUUUGAAUGGACGACGACGGGGAUGGGGGGUUGGAUAUUCGGAACUGGGGCUACUAUGAACAGACCUGGAAGGGGAACCUCGGCCUGCAUCUCAUGUCCUCGGUGGUGGAGCGCGACACCAAGCCGCUGUUGUCGAAUGGGGGAUUCUUGCAUCGGCAAUGCGGUGUAUCUGAGCCAUUGGUGGCGAUGGACGUCAUGAGAGAUGGCUGGAUCCACCAAUCCAGCGACGACCACGACAAGAUCCUUCAUAUGCUGCCGGUGAAUCACCACCACCAUCACAACGACAGCUAUUACGGUGCCCUACAUGAUCCUCUGACCCCCGAGACUCUCCAAAUGUUGCAGCUCCCCGAGCCUCCCAAGGAUGACAAUUUCCCGGUAACAGAUAUACCUGUUGGUGAAAAUGAGACUCCUUUAAAGAAGCGCUCGAAGGGCCGGCCCCAGAAAUUCCCGAAGCCAAAGAAGUCAAAAAAAGUUGCAGCAUCGAGUAAUGAUACUACUAAUGGUUCUGUUUCACUUGGAAAAUCUUGUAGGAAGAGCGCUGAGAUGGUCAUUAACGGUAUCAGCUUAAAUACCUCAGGGAUCCCAACACCAGUUUGCUCUUGCACUGGAAAGCCACAGCCAUGCUACCGGUGGGGUGCUGGAGGCUGGCAAUCGGUGUGUUGCACAACUAGCAUUUCGAUGUAUCCCCUCCCUAUGAGCACCAAAAGGCGAGGUGCACGAAUUGCAGGCCGGAAGAUGAGUCAGGGGGCAUUUAAGAAAGUUCUGGAGAAGCUUACAGAAGAAGGCCAUAGCCUUUGUAAUCCGAUUGACUUGAGGUCUUUCUGGGCUAAGCAUGGCACUAACAAGUUUGUGACAAUCAGGUAAAACGUGCAAUGUUGGCUGUCAUAAAUUAGGCUUCACCUCUGCAUUUGGCUUUGCCUAUCCACGAUGUACAAAUCUGUAUCCUUAUGUGGAGGUGCUUUGAAUCGGAGGUAUCGACACAUUUUCUAUCGGGAAUAGUCGGCGCUUUGAGGUUCAGAGGCUUGAAUCAUGUCUUCUUCUGUUUUAAGCUUGUAGUUUUAAAGCAAACAAUGUUUCUAAGCCAGAGGGCUUUUUACUUGAUAUAUAUAGAAAAUCUUAUUCUUCUUA
This is a messenger RNA of Musa acuminata subsp. malaccensis (wild Malaysian banana), 1422 nucleotides long. RefSeq names its product protein Barley B recombinant. Gene Ontology annotation, cellular component: nucleus. The record is from RefSeq and is a predicted model, not a curated record. Lineage: Eukaryota; Viridiplantae; Streptophyta; Magnoliopsida; Zingiberales; Musaceae. Gene Ontology annotation, biological process: response to ethylene. Gene Ontology annotation, molecular function: DNA-binding transcription factor activity; sequence-specific DNA binding.